AUGUUUGAUUGUUUCUCCCAAUGUGCCCUCUUCCUGAAGCAUAUCGUGCCUGGCGAUUCGCCAGAAUGCUGUCUUAAGAUGGGGGUUGAAUCCCUCCAAACACCGGAGGACCAGAGACAGUCUUCCAGUUCACCCGGGAACCACGCCGUAGACCUCACCAUCUUUUGGAGCAACUCAACUCCACCCGCCUUAAGAGAUGCACCUCCCCAAGUCCUUGUCUCGACCACGGCUUUAUCAAGUUCAGCACCAAAAACAUCUCCUCUAGUAAACGAGCCUGCCAAAAAUUGCAGAAAGGAUAUUUGCUUGCUUCCAAAUUGCAAAUGUGAUCAAGUCGAUAUCCCAGGUGGUAUUCCGUUGAAAGAUACGCCACAGAUUGUACUUAUAACUUUUGAUGACGCUGUGAACGAUCAUAACAAGCGAAUCUACGCCGAUUUCUUCGAACGAGGCCGAAAAAAUCCAAACGGUUGUCCGAUUGUGGCUACAUUCUACGUUACACAAGGGGCCGGAGGGACUGAUUAUGGUCAGGUGCAAAAUCUUUACGCUGCUGGUCACGAGAUGGCAUCCCACACAAUCACGCACAGUCACGGAAAACGAUUUUCAUACGAACAAUGGGCCCAUGAAGUUGAUGGUCAGCGAGAACUUUUGGCUAAAUAUGGUGGAGUCAAACGGGAAGAUAUACGAGGAAUGAGAGCACCUUACCUUGAGAUUGGUGGUGACUCGAUGUUCAAAAUGCUUUAUGACUAUAAAUUCACCUAUGACUCGUCAAUGCCAAUCUACGAAAAUCGGCCGCCCAGCUGGCCUUACACUUUGGAUUACAAACUCCCCCACAACUGUGUGAUUCCAUCCUGUCCAAUAAAUUCAUAUCCAGGAAUAUGGGAAGUUCCCAUGGUAGUCUUGGAGGAUCUUAAAGGAGGCAAGUGUGCGAUGGUAGACUUCUGCAGUAAUCCCACAACAUCUGCCGACGUCUACAGGAUGCUUAUGAAUAACUUCGAGAGGCACCAUACGACCAACAGAGCUCCAUUCUAUCUUUACUUCCACGCAACCUGGUUCGCUCAAGCCCAAAACAAACAAGGUUUCAUCUCUUUCCUCGACAAGAUUGUCGCAAUGAAUGACGUUUGGGUGGUAACGAACUGGCAAGCCAUACAAUGGAUUAAGAAUCCAACACCCCUGAGCCAUAUCAAUAACUUCGCACCUUUCGGUUGCAACUAUCAGGCCAGGCCAAAGUGCAGUAACGCCAAGGUCUGCAGCCUUCAGCUCAACAAUAAAGUUCAAUAUCUGAAGACGUGUCAAACCUGUUCCGCACAUUAAAAAACGAAAUUCGCCGCAGCCAAAUAGAAAACGACUUUGACAUACACAAAAUAAGGAGAGAAUGAAAUA
Belonocnema kinseyi is the source of this 1377-nucleotide messenger RNA. RefSeq lists its product as uncharacterized. The transcript is spliced from 7 exons. The record is from RefSeq and is a predicted model, not a curated record. Gene Ontology annotation, biological process: carbohydrate metabolic process. Bases 1 to 1308 code for a protein of 435 amino acids. Lineage: Eukaryota; Metazoa; Arthropoda; Insecta; Hymenoptera; Cynipidae. Gene Ontology annotation, molecular function: hydrolase activity, acting on carbon-nitrogen (but not peptide) bonds.